Molecule: messenger RNA, 3228 nt
Organism: Alternaria burnsii
Lineage: Eukaryota; Fungi; Ascomycota; Dothideomycetes; Pleosporales; Pleosporaceae
Product: mfs sp general alpha glucoside:h+ symporter
Exons: 8
Coding region: 1-3228 (1075 amino acids)
Biological process (GO): carbohydrate transport; transmembrane transport; regulation of DNA-templated transcription
Cellular component (GO): membrane
Molecular function (GO): DNA-binding transcription factor activity, RNA polymerase II-specific; zinc ion binding; carbohydrate:proton symporter activity
Source: RefSeq, a predicted model, not a curated record
AUGGUUAUAAACCCAGCAUAUUUCCUCAGUGAUAUUGCAUCAACUCGAGCCUCUCCCUUACGGCACCUGCCACUCAAUUCGACGAUGGCAGAAAAGGACCUCCAACAACCUAUGGCAACGCAGCUCGUGGCGCCUAACGAAGAGGCGCAACAUGCUGCUGAUGAUGAGAAAUCCAUGACCCUGUUCCAAGCAAUCAAGCUUUAUCCAAAAGCGGUCGGCUGGUCAGUCGUUCUCUCGAGUGCUUUGAUCAUGGAAGGGUAUGAUCUUGCGUUGUUGGGGAGUCUGUACGGCAGUCCUCAGUUCAAUCGCAAGUACGGAGUGUUCAACGCUGCUACUGGCAAGUACAGUGUUCAGGCGAGUUGGCAGAGUGCUCUAUCGAAUGGAGCACGAGCCGGUGAAGUAAUUGGCUUGUUCAUCAAUGGAUUUGUCAGUGAGCGUUAUGGUUAUCGGAAGACCAUGAUUGGUGCUCUGAUCUCAAUGACUGCCUUCAUUUUCAUUCUUUUCUUUGCACCCAACGUCCAAACACUGGUCAUUGGCGAGGUCUUCUGCGGGAUACCCUGGGGCAUGUUCCAGACCCUCACAACGCAGUACGCAUCGGAAGUCGCGCCUGUACGCUUGAGGCCGAUUCUGACCACAUUCGUCAAUAUGUGCUGGGUAAUGGGGCAGUUCAUCGCCGCGGGUGUAAAUCGCGGCUGCGUUCAACGUCCGGAUCAAUGGGCUUAUCGUAUUCCCUUCGCUAUACAGUGGGUCUGGCCCAUACCAAUCAUGGUCGGUGUCUUCCUCGCACCUGAAAGUCCUUGGUGGCAUGUUCGAAAAGGAGAUAAGGCAGGCGCUAAAGCUGCAUUGCUUCGUCUGACUUCGCCGGAUAAAGACCCAAACUUCAACGCCGAUGAAACGAUCGCCAUGAUUGAGCAUACCAACGAAAUGGAAAAGAACAUGUCGGAAGGAACACGAUGGACGGACUUGUUCAAGGGGACAGAUCUCCGACGGACCGAAAUCGUAUGCUUUACCUGGAUCGCUCAAACGAUUUGCGGGACCAAUAUUAUGGGCUACUUCGCGUAUUUCAUGCAGAAGGCAGGUCUCCCAACGGUGCAGUCGUUCAACAUGUCGAUGAUCUCGCUGGCCCUUGGCCUAAUCGGUACCGCUGGCUCUUGGUGGUUGAUGCAGAAGUUUGGCCGGCGAACGAUCCACUUCUCGGGUGGCUGCACACUGUUUGUCAUCCUUAUCAUCGUCGGAUCAUGCUCUUUCGCUGGCACGCAAGCAUCCAAUUGGGCCAUCGGAGCGGUUCUGAUUCUUUUCGUCUUCGUGUACGACUUCACGAUCGGUCCGGUGACCUAUUCAAUCGUUUCGGAGAUGUCAUCUACAAGAUUGAAAGCGAAGACUAUCGUUCUCGCCCGCGCACUCUACAACAUCUCGAACAUCGUCGUCAACGUUUUGACCAAUUAUCAGCUCGGCGAUGCCAAUUGGGCUUGGGGUGCGAGAACGGCAUUCUUCUGGGCUGGUACCUGUGGUUGCGUUGUGGUAUGGGUGUAUUUUAGACUGCCAGAACCCAAAGGUCGGACGUACGGUGAGCUUGACAUGUUGUUUGAGCAGCGACGCAGUCUUCGUGAAGUCCCUACUUCGCUCAACGCGUACCAGACAGGAGCCGCUCAACCCACCCGCAUGUUCUUUGAAUUUUGUCAAACAGCGCGUAGACACACUAACUUGAUGCAAAAUAUUCCCGUCAAAGCACGAAAAGUCAUUCCGAAGGCUUGCGACGCGUGCCGCCGCCGCAAGACCAAAUGUAACGGCUCGCAACCUUGCCCAGGAUGCCUAUCAGCAAACCUAGCAUGUACAUUCGAUGCACCACGAGGCCAAGGAGGCAACAGGGGCCCAAGAGCUACCGUGCUCAAUGAGUUGAGGUCGAUCUCGCAGAAUAACUUUGAAGAUUUGCAGGAUGCUUCAUCGUCGUCAGCUAUCACGGCCACAGCAUCGCCCAUAGAAUUCACGCAAAGCGUUUUUGGAGAGUUCAUCAGCGUCUACGAGAACCGUAUAUAUAGACUGGUAUCUCUUAUACCUGCCGAUUUAUUGCGAGAUGAAGCUACAAGAAUGCAAGUUUCGCAAAUAUCUUGUCAGCUCAUCUUUGCCUUCUGUGCAUAUAUCGCGAAUUUUGGCGAUACCGACGAUGCCAGCUGGGGGCCUACUCAGUCUUCACUGGUGAACUCGAAAACUUACUACUUAGAUCAUGCUUUGCUUUCUCUGGACCGAGCCAGGGUCACACAGCUUGACCCUCGAUCUGUUUACAUAUCCUUCUUCUUAUACGGGGCUUACGCUGGCCAAGGAAACUACCGUCAAGCAUGGUUCUAUCUGAGAGAAGCAACGACCCUAUUCAUGAUGUUGAAGGACGAGGAUCAAGGCUGGUUCGAUAAGAAGACACGGAAACGUUUGUUCUGGAUCUUAGUGGUCUCCGAGAGAGCACAUGGUGUCCGUAGAAAUCGCCCGAUCACCCUACCAGUCACGCCCUCGACCUACCCACUCGACGACCCACUCGACGCAUAUGGAGAGCUCGGAUUACGCUACCUCACAUCAAUCUUUCGGCCCCUUAGUGAUAUCUUCUUCGCAGUGUGGAAUGGAUCUAAUGAAGAUUGUAGUAAAGAAUGGUUGCUAAAACUCGAACGCGACGUUCGUACUGCGUUGCCUGUGGUACUCGAGAUCUCGAAUGAAGAGACCGCAAAUAUCCGCAUAUCGCAAUUCUGGUUACAGAUCAAGUUGUGGGAACUUUUCCCUCGCUAUGGUUAUCUCUCUACGGAUUCUGUUCAUGACUGCCUGACGUUUAGAUACCCUAUCCUGGUGGCUAGGGACCUGACAAUUCUUUCAAUGAAGCUAUCUAUCCAGAGCCUACAGAUUCACGGGGUCGGCAUGACUGAAAAGAUUUUCGAUAUUGCCUGCGCCCUAGCAGAUGUUCUACCUUUUGUGUCCUUUCCGGCGUCGCAACUGGAACUCAGCCCCCCUGAUUACUUGACGCAAUUGAUGCUACUCUUGGCAAAGCUGCCAGGUGGCUCCUCGAAGUUCAUACCUCUGCUGCUGGCCAAGAUCAACGAAUUACUUCCUGAUUUGAUGAGCCAUAUGUGUGAAGCGAUUCAAAUGCCCAUGCAUAUGAUCAACGACCCCAUGAGCCCGGAUACGCGAUUCGUAUAUGAAGAGGAGGUUGGUAGAGGUCUUCACGCAGAUUUGAGGAGAAUGGCAUAG